Molecule: messenger RNA, 1351 nt
Organism: Nematolebias whitei (Rio pearlfish)
Lineage: Eukaryota; Metazoa; Chordata; Actinopteri; Cyprinodontiformes; Rivulidae
Gene: eapp
Product: e2f-associated phosphoprotein
Exons: 6
Coding region: 94-978 (294 amino acids)
Biological process (GO): positive regulation of cell population proliferation
Cellular component (GO): nucleus
Source: RefSeq, a predicted model, not a curated record
GCAAAAAGAAAAAGCAAAGAAGAAGAACACGCUCCUAAGCUAGUUAACUGGAAAUAUUAUUGUUUUCUUAACUGAAGCUACUAAACGGUCAAAAUGAACAAACUCAUUAAAUCCCAGGAGUUUGACUCGUAUGAGUUGGACGAACCGAGUGACGAGGAGCGAGCUGUCAGCAGUUCAGAGGAUGAGCUGGAUGUGUUGCUGAACGGGACUGCCGAGCAGAAGAAGAAGCUGAUCCGGGAGUAUCUGACUGGGGAGAGCGAGUCCUCCAGUGGGGAUGAGUUUGAAAAAGAGAUGGAGGCAGAACUGAGCUCCACCAUCAAGAACAUAGAGGGAACCUGGAGACCAUCAGCUGACAGCGUUGGUGAAGCAGCAGAUGGAGGAGGUUCUGGUCCGUCCAACCCCCGGAUGUAUGACCAGGUUUACUUUGAUUCUGACUCGGACGAGGAGGAUACACCAAGCAGCUCCACAAGCCGGAGGAGAAAGCAGCGGAUGAUUCCUACUAAUGAUGAGCUGCUGUAUGACCCGGAUGAAGACGACAGGGACCAGGCCUGGGUGGAUGCCAGGAGGUAUUACAACAGAAAACGAGCGUCUGCAGCGUCCGGGUCUCAGCGUCUCAGCGGUCCCACUAGUGACGCCGUCCUCAACUGUCCUGCCUGCAUGACCACGCUCUGCCUGGACUGUCAGAGGCAUGAGAAGUACCGUACGCAGUACCGAGCCAUGUUCGUCAUGAACUGCACGGUGAAGAAGGACGAGGCGUUGCGCUACAAAAGCCAGCAGGUGAGAAGACCGAGGAAGAGGAGGAGGGGGCAGAAAACCGAAGCUCCGGCAGAGGAAGCUGCCGCCUCGAUGCCGGCGAUGCUGAUGGACACUGAUGAGGUUUAUCACCCGGUGAUAUGCUCCGAGUGCUCCACGGAGGUGGCUGUGUUCGAUAAAGAUGAGGUUUACCAUUUUUUUAACAUCCUCGCCAGCCACUGCUGAGACGAACUGAGCACGCUCAGCGCUGGAGAGGUUUGGUUUGGCUGCUUUACUUAAAGCAGAACUACAGAGGAGUGACUCAUCGUUCUGAGGAUCACUGGGACCAGUUGGACUAGAUCACUUUGAAACAGUCUAAUUUGGAUUAAACCCUAAAUCAUUUGCUGGAGAAUUAAAACCACUCCUGGACCAACAGAGUGGUCACAUCCUCACAGCGUGUGCUCUGUUUGAGGAAAUGUUUGAAAUGUACAAAAACUGGAACGUGUCUGUAAAAAUCUGCUUUCCUGAUCAGUUUUGGGACAGUGUUCAUAUUAAACGGUCCUAAAACUCUUAAAACUGGUAAAACUCUCACCACAAACCUACACAUUUAUAAAAAAAU